AUGGGUUCGAAGCUGAAUCCCAAAGGACUUGGUUUCCGAAUAACACUCUCCGCCUUCAUCAUCCUCUUCUACCGACUCGACGCUGUCGAGCCCUUCCAUCAGCACUUCUCCCUCCAGAACUACACCCUGCAGUAUCCAUACGCCGUCCACGAACGAAUACCCGUCACGUUCUUAAUUAUUAUAGCAGUCCUCGCCCCAGCCGUGAUCAUCGCCAUUUACACCCUCCUUAUCGAUGGGAUCUUUUCACAUCGGGAAAGUCGUAGCGGCGGAAAGAGGACGAGACCAUACACGUUCAAACAGAGGUUGUGGGAGUUGAACUGUGGGAUCCUCGGUCUCGGCCUGUCGGUGUCGGCCGCUUUUACCAUCACCGGGGCGCUCAAAAAUGCGAUUGGGAAGCCCCGUCCCGACCUCAUCGACCGCUGCCAACCCCCGCCUGGCAGCGUGGAUCCGCCCAUGUACGGGCUUUCGACCCACUCCAUUUGCACCCAGACCGACAACGACAUCCUGAAGGACGGCUUUCGCAGUUUCCCCUCGGGCCACAGCAGCAGUGCUUUCGCCGGUCUGUUCUACCUCUCAAUCUACCUCGCGGCCAAGUUGCACGUGUUGGACUCAAAGGGCGAGGUGUGGAAGUCGUUUAUCGUGCUCGUUCCCACUCUUGCGGCCGCGCUCGUUGCAGGGUCGAGGAUCAUGGAUGCGAGACAUCAUCCAUUCGAUGUGAUCACCGGGAGCAUGUUGGGAACGUUGACCGCCUGGGGUAGUUACCGCCAGUAUUUCCCACCGGUGAGCGAAACCUGGAGGAAGGGCCGGGCGUAUCCUAUCCGAUCGUGGGGAAAACAACCGAAAGCGCCGGAAUAUGCCCUCCGGGACGAGGAACGAGACUCGAACGAUUCUACUACGGCGUUGGACGGCGCCGCGCAUCUCGACACGCACGGAGGCAACGUGUUCCGAGCACAGAUCGACACCUCGCAGAGCGAAAGGAAUCGACGGAACGGUCUUCAGCAACGGAAGGGUUCACAGGAAGAGCCCGGCCUUCCAUACUACAACAGUCCAUCCAUCGACGUCACCCCGGCUUCUCCCAAAUCCGACGACCCAAACCGACAGCGAUCAUAUCGUUCCACCCAGCAAGAACUCUGGACCAGCGACGAUGAAACGGCGGAAGGGUACGAAUUGCGCGAGCAAGGACACCCCCCUGGACAUCAGCGUGCCCGUGGAGGUGAGACCAACGAAGAAGAAGGCCGGCAGGCAAGCACCGUGGAUCAUACUAAGGACAAACAGGAGUCUAUUGAGUCGCCGCAGAGGCGAUUUUCAUUCGAGCCAGCUCGGUAGUUCAAGGCGAUAAUUACAUACAAUCGUACACAUAAAAACUUUUCCUCCUCCUGCCCCCCUUCCGCGUCCGUCAUGUUACAUGAGGCCAACGC
Molecule: messenger RNA, 1418 nt
Organism: Eremomyces bilateralis CBS 781.70
Lineage: Eukaryota; Fungi; Ascomycota; Dothideomycetes; Eremomycetales; Eremomycetaceae
Product: PAP2-domain-containing protein
Exons: 3
Coding region: 1-1326 (441 amino acids)
Biological process (GO): phospholipid metabolic process
Molecular function (GO): phosphatidate phosphatase activity
Source: RefSeq, a predicted model, not a curated record